Messenger RNA from Amaranthus tricolor (Joseph's coat), 2320 nucleotides. RefSeq names its product CBL-interacting serine/threonine-protein kinase 23-like. Gene Ontology annotation, molecular function: ATP binding; protein kinase activity. Bases 544 to 1923 code for a protein of 459 amino acids. The record is from RefSeq and is a predicted model, not a curated record. The transcript has 15 exons. Lineage: Eukaryota; Viridiplantae; Streptophyta; Magnoliopsida; Caryophyllales; Amaranthaceae. Gene Ontology annotation, biological process: signal transduction; protein phosphorylation.
UAAUUAUUUAUAAUUUAUAAUAAUUAAAUUAUGCAUCAAAAUUAUGCUAAAAAAUAUUCUUUCUUCAUAGAGGCCGAGGGUAGAAAGAGAAUUUGGUUUUCAACCCCGGAAAUCGAUCAUAAUUUGUUUCUAUAUCCUUCAAUCUCGCUUCUUUAAUUUCCCAAAAGAAUCAUCAAAGGUUGAGUAAAUUUUGGGUUUAAUUGAUCAAUUUCACCGACACUUAAUCCUCUUUCUUAAUUUUACUCCUACAAAUUAUCACCAUAAUAAUCAACAUUUACAUAAAUUUUCUCACAUGGGUACCAAUUAUUUCCAUAUUAUGUCUUCUUUAUGUCUAAGAUCAUAACAAUAAUUUCUAGUAAUUUCUAAAGAUUGUGAAUCUUAUCAAUUCUGGGCUGAAAUUUCUGGGAAAGAUGAGGGUUGCAAAGAGUCAGAUUUGGCAGCCUUGUAAAAAGAAGAGGUUUUUAUUUUGAUUUUUUUAACCCCCCAAAUUUUUUUUUUAUAAAAUAAGAAAUAAUUGGAAUUUUACCAGAGAGAAAGAAAGAUAUGGCAACUAAGGGAUCAGGAAGCAGUGGAGGGGGUGGCGGUGGAAGGACAAGAGUGGGGAGGUAUGAACUUGGAAGAACAUUAGGAGAAGGUACUUUUGCAAAGGUUAAGUUUGCCAGAAAUAUUGAAACUAAUGAACAUGUUGCAAUCAAGAUUCUUGACAAGGAGAAGGUUCUUAAGCAUAAAAUGAUUGGUCAGAUUAAACGUGAGAUCUCAACCAUGAAAUUAAUUCGCCACCCAAAUGUCAUCCGCUUGUUUGAGGUGAUGGCUAGCAAGACAAAGAUAUACAUUGUUUUGGAAUUUGUCACUGGUGGGGAACUUUUCGAUAAAAUUGCAAGCAAGGGGCGAUUGAAGGAGGAUGAAGCAAGAAAGUAUUUUCAACAGCUGAUUAAUGCUGUUGAUUAUUGCCAUAGCCGAGGCGUCUUCCACCGAGAUUUGAAGCCAGAAAAUCUGCUGCUGGAUGCAAAGGGAGUUCUUAAAGUUUCAGAUUUUGGUUUGAGUGCUUUAGCUCAGCAAGUGCGGGAAGAUGGGUUACUUCACACAACAUGUGGUACACCAAAUUAUGUAGCUCCAGAGGUUAUCAACAAUAAAGGCUAUGAUGGAGCUAAGGCUGAUUUGUGGUCAUGCGGAGUAAUUCUCUUUGUGCUUAUGGCGGGAUAUUUGCCUUUUGAAGAUUCUAAUCUCAUGUCAUUGUAUAAAAAGAUAUACAAGGCUGAUUUUGCCUGUCCACCAUGGUUUUCUUCUAGCGCUAAAAAGUUGAUCCACCGAAUUUUAGAUCCUAAUCCGUCAACGCGUAUUACAAUUGCCGAAGUGAUUGAAAAUGAGUGGUUUAAGAAAGGUUACAAACCACCCAUUUUUGAGGAGCCUGAUAUUUCUGUUGAUGAUAUUGACGCUAUUUUUGACGAGUCAAUGCUCUCUGGAAACCUAGUUGUCGAAAGGCGGGAAGAAAAGGCCGUGGCUCAUAAAUCUCCUGCCGCUAUGAAUGCGUUUGAGCUUAUCUCCACAUCUCAGGGCCUGAACCUAGGCACACUAUUCGAAAAGCAGAUGGGGCUUGUGAAACGUGAGACGAGAUUUACGUCUAAAAGCUCUGCUGGCGAGAUUAUAUCAAAGAUCGAAGAGGCUGCUGUGCCUUUGGGUUUUGGUGUAAAGAAAAAUAAUUACAAGAUGAAGCUUCAAGGAGAAAAAAGUGGACGCAAGGGUCAGCUGGCUAUUGCAACAGAGAUUCUUGAAGUGGCUCCUUCUCUAUACAUGGUUGAACUUCGCAAGUCUCGUGGUGACACACUGGAGUUUCACAAGUUCUACAAGAACCUUUCUACUGGGCUGAAAGACAUAAUAUGGAAGACUGGGGAAGAGAUCAAGGAAGAAGAAGAAAGCAAUUAAUUCCUACUUCGUUGUUUAUUCCGCCUUUGCUUGUCAUUUGUUGGUGCUGAAUGGUAAUCUUAAAUGUCAUUCCCCACAGAUACGAGCAGCAGUUUUCCGAGCUUCAUUGUCUUGUAAAACACAUGUGGUGUUAACUCUCGUUAUAGUUUUCGGGUUUUGAUGGAGAUCGUUUUGCGUAAAAGAAUGUUUUGUGUACAAACUAAAAGAGUGACGAAAUCGAAAUGUUUGAUAUUUGCUUAGAAUAACACAGUUGCAGAAUUGAGACCUUAACAUUCAUUCACAUUCACAUAUGAUGUUAUUCGGGUGUACAUACCACUCUUAUCUUGUUUGUGUUUAUGUAAAAUGUAUGUAUAUUAUGUUUUAAUUGUCUAUGCUAAAUGUUGGUGCCAAUUUUGAA